Molecule: messenger RNA, 3288 nt
Organism: Megalobrama amblycephala (Wuchang bream)
Lineage: Eukaryota; Metazoa; Chordata; Actinopteri; Cypriniformes; Xenocyprididae
Product: zinc finger protein ZFP2-like
Exons: 8
Coding region: 1801-3072 (423 amino acids)
Biological process (GO): regulation of transcription by RNA polymerase II
Cellular component (GO): nucleus
Molecular function (GO): RNA polymerase II cis-regulatory region sequence-specific DNA binding; DNA-binding transcription factor activity, RNA polymerase II-specific
Source: RefSeq, a predicted model, not a curated record
GUUUGGAUAACGAAAUCACACUGAGAUACACGUACAAGAAAUAGUAGGAAAGGGAACCUUUGGUGUAGAUGAACACUGUAGAACCACUGUAUUUACUAUUAUUAAGUUAAAGUAUAUAACAAAUUAUUAUUAUUAUUUGUAGAGGCAGAUACUGUAUAUCUGCAAAAAAUAAAAAAGUUAGCGGCUUCCAUUGGAUAGUUUGAGGAAAUAUUAGGAGAUGGUGUCCACUCUCUCCUCUUUCCAGAGCCAGUUAGCUUCCAUCAUGGAGACACUCUUGCGAACAGCUGUGUUAGAGAUAAGCAGACUGGUGGAUGUGGAGUGUGAAGUGUUGCUGUCGGAGGUCAGCCGCAGCCGCAGUGAAAUCAGCGCGCUGAGAAAGAGACUGGAGGUCCAGCCCUGGACAAACACUGGACAAACACUCACACACACUUUCACAUGUGUUAAAAGUGAAGAUGCCCAAGAAGAGACGCACAAUCAUGUGAACAGGUGUGGAGGUGAUGUCCUAUUUAGAGACAGCCCAACAGUAAUUCAGCAAGACCAAAUACAAUGUGAUGUCAAAAUGUCAAAGGGCAGUCCACAGAAGACGUGUGAGGUCAACCAGCCAAUUAGUAUGAUAAAGCAGGAGCCACAUGAAGUAGAUGUUUGGAUUGGGCAAGACAACAGUGAAGCAGGAACCCACUGUGGUGAAGCCGUGAGCUUGUCGCCCACCAACGAUGUCCCUUGUGUUGACAGAGGAAGUAAUGCAGCUGCAAGAGUCCCAUCUAAAUCACAACCACAAGAACUGAACAGAAACUCCUCACCUGGAGAAAUGAUGGUGAACCAAACAGUGCUGUCAUUGUCUAAGAAAUCUGAAUCUGAAAACACACAGAGUUUGAGUGUGUCCACAAGCACAUGCGGUGCCAAUACUAUUUCAGGGGACAAGCGUUUUGUUUGCACCUACUGUUCAAAGUGGUUCAGGUGUUUUAGUCAACUUACAAUACAUCAGCGGAGUCACACGGGUGAGAAGCCAUACAGGUGCACACUUUGCGGGAAGAGGUACAUUCAGAAAGGACACUUGUACACCCAUCAGCGCACCCAUACCGGAGAGAAGCCGUAUCGCUGUCCGCUCUGUGGAAAAGGCUUUAUACAGAAAUGCACUCUAGACAUGCAUCUGCGAAGUCACACCGGAGAAAGGCCCUACACCUGCACAAAAUGUGGGAAAGGGUUCACUACGAAAUUUAAUCUCAACAAACACCUGUCUUGUCAGUCCUGCAACAGCAUCAGUUAAUGAAUGACAAUGAGCUUGAGGAAAGUGAGCUCUUGAUUGACUUUAGUUUUAAACUCUGGUUUACGUUAUUUAUUUGUUUCAUCAUUAUGAUCACAGGGGUAGAUCAUUUUAAACAAUGUAUAGUUUGUUAUAAUAGCUGUCAGGUCAGCAUUAAAUACAAAACAUGUAAAAAAAAAAAAAAAAGGCAUUUGUUUUAUUUAAUAUUAUUAUUGUCUUUUUUUCCCCACAGAAUGCAAAUAACACAUUUUUUAUGGGCAAACAACUUAGAUAUUCUGCCAUCAUUUCUAUAAAUGUUAUUCUUUUCGUGAUAUUAAAAAUUCAACAAAUCAAUGUUUUAUUUUUAUUUUUAUGAUUAUUCUGAAAACCUUUUCACGGCGAAUCUACACGGUGGUUUACGGUAAUUCGUCCCAUAAUCCUUUUCUGCCAAACGCUAUUUAUGGUUUGUUUCUACAAAAAACACCGAGAAGAAUAGCGACAGUGUCUAUCUAGAAGAAGAAACCGCUUCAUUAUAACAUUAAAGGUUCCCGUGAACGAUGAACAUCAUGAAUACCUCUGAUUUUCAGUCGCAGUUAACAUCCAUAAUGGAAAUUAUGGCGAGAACCGCUGUUGCUGAAAUAAGCAAACUUUUCGAGGAAAAUUCUUUGUUGCUGCGAUUAGAGAUCUCACGAUAUACAAACGAAAAUGAAUCUCUGAAAAAGAAAUGUCAUUUUUUGGAGAGUGAACUUCAGUCUGCCCGGAAAACCGCUGGAAAGAUGAACGGGACAGAAGCUCCAUUCAGCCAUCCGGGACAUAACGUUAGAGAGCGUUUGGACCCAGAAGCGCUGCCGUGUGACAUCAGACUUAACAACCAAAUUCCUAAAUUGGGCGGCACGAUAGCUCAGUGGGUAGCACUAUCGCCUCACAGCAAGAAGGUACCUGGAUCAACCCCGGAUGAGGAGGGUUGGGGAAAGCCCUGGCAACUUACACAUAUGGCAAAAGCAGACACUGGACAUCGUCCCACAAUUGACAGUGUCUUCGGUAAAGAAUGGUGCAUGAACCUCUGGAGACAUGAGGAGUCAAAUGUUGGUGAGCAGGAGGACGACACACACCUGGACUCUUCAGUCAUCUCAGAAGAGCCAGUAAAUCUGCUGGAUGAAGAACCAGAUGUGAUUAUGAUUAAAGAAGAGUCGCUGAAGAUUGACGAUUGCUCUGGGAAAAACAAACCUGAGGGAGACCAAAGUAACAGUUUGAAAGGACCAGCAAUGGCCAGUGAAAACAGUUGUGUUGCCCAGAGCUCUGAAGAUUUUAUCACAUACACGGUACCGUCGGAUGAGCAAGUCCAGCCGAACAUACCACAACAGCCACAUGCCGAAGAACAAACUCUUGAAGGAACAAUUUCGACACAUGAAGACUGUACAGCAGGGUCAGAUUUGAGCCCUGAUGUUGGAUUUUUUCCUAACAACCUAAGUUACAACCAGAUGACAGUCACACAAAAGAAGAAAUUAAAUUGUGUUUUCUGUGGGAGAACCUUUGAGUAUUUAAGCCAUAUGACAAAACACAUGCGAACACACUCUGGAGAAAAACCGUUUGUCUGUACAGUUUGCGGUCGACGGUUUGCUCAAAAAACAUAUCUCACAACUCACGAGCGCACUCAUUCUGGUGAGAGGCCGUACGCGUGCAUGGAGUGUGGGAAGAGCUUUUCUCAGAAAUCUUCUCUCAAUGUUCACCUCCGAAGCCACACUGGAGAAAAACCAUUUAACUGUUUAGAGUGUGGGAAAAGCUACGCGUACAAAAUUGCUCUUAAAUCACACCGGUGUGUUAGUUAGAAUAGAAAUGAAUUGUUACUGAAUAUUAUGUGUACUUAGUUUUAGUAUGAAACUACUGUCUAGGGCUGCGUUUCGUGAGCUAAGUUGAUCGUAGAGACCAUACAAUGCUUUUGGGAAAUGCAGCCUAGGUCAUUAUAUAUUAUCCUUGUUAUCUGUUUGUUGAUAAGGAUAAACAUGUUGGGAUACUAUUGAAUAAAAUACAUUAAAAAUUGAAAA